AUGUACGCAGACACCAGAGUACAGGCAUCACAGUACGCAGACACCAGAAUACAGGCAUCAAUGUACGCAGACACCAGAGUACGCAGACACCAGAGUACGCAGACACCAGAGUACAGGCAUCAAUAUACGCAGACACCAGAGUACGCAGACACCAGAGUACGCAGACACCAGAGUACGCAGACACCAGAGUACGCAGACACCAGAGUACAGGCAUCAAUGUACGCAGACACCAGAGUACACAGACACCAGAGUACACAGACACCAGAGUACACAGACACCAGAGUACGCAGACACCAGAGUACGCAGACACCAGAGUACGCAGACACCAGAGUACACAGACACCAGAGUACACAGACACCAGAGUACACAGACACCAGAGUACACAAACACCAGAGCAUGCAGACACCAGAGUACACAGACACCAGAGUACGCAGACACCAGAGUACGCAGACACCAGAGUACGCAGACACCAGAGUACACAGACACCAGAGUACACAGACACUGGGGUACACCCCCACCGGCUCGGGGUGA
Knipowitschia caucasica is the source of this 531-nucleotide messenger RNA. Lineage: Eukaryota; Metazoa; Chordata; Actinopteri; Gobiiformes; Gobiidae. The record is from the annotation of a GenBank genome assembly.